AUGGACGAACUUAUCGAAACGAGAAUAACAAGCUGCGUAGCAUGCCAAGCCACAACAUCAAACAGGAAAUACGAGCCCUCUUUAUGGAUUGGAAAUCGAAAUUCCCAGAAAUCGGUUAGUGACAACGGACCACCAUUCAAAUCUUUCGAAAUCCGUAAAUACAUGAAAGAAAAAGGAAAUACGCAUCGCAGGAUCACACCAUACUGGCCUCAAGCCAAUGGUCAGGUCGAACGUUUUAUGGGAGCACUGGCAAACAGUCUCAGAAAAGCCUCCAUUGAAAACCGAGACUGGCAAAUCGCAUGCUACAACUUUCUGCUAUCUUAUCGUACUACACUUCACAGUACAACCAAUGUCGCCCCGGUGGACCUGAUGUUCAACCGUAUAAUCAAAACGACUUUAACUGACUGGACAAAUCACGUUGACAUAAAUACUGAAGAUUUAGCUACUGACCACAUCCAUAAAUCGCAACGCAUGUUUAACGAAGGUACACCAACGAGGCGGAAAAACACCUUCAAAAUCGGCGACCAGCCAUUGCCCAAAACGGCACCACUACCACAUUUCCAACAAAGAGGAGCAGAUAUCGGGGAAGAAGACGAAAACAAUGAUGAAGAACAACCAAGCGGAAGCAGUCACACAAACGAACCCACCGUCAUCCCACGCCCUCGAAAACAAUACCCUAAGAGACGCAUGAGACCAAUAGAACAAUGGAGAAAAUACUAG
This is a messenger RNA of Hydractinia symbiolongicarpus, 720 nucleotides long. RefSeq lists its product as uncharacterized. Gene Ontology annotation, biological process: DNA integration. NCBI's taxonomy places the organism in Eukaryota, Metazoa, Cnidaria, Hydrozoa, Anthoathecata, Hydractiniidae. Gene Ontology annotation, molecular function: nucleic acid binding. Bases 1 to 720 code for a protein of 239 amino acids. The record is from RefSeq and is a predicted model, not a curated record. The transcript has 4 exons.